UCAGGGAGGGGGUGAGGCCUUGUGUUCCACCUCAGCCUCACCUCCAGGCCGCGGUGAGGCCUUGUGUCUCCUUCAGGCCGCUGGGCCUCAGCCUCGCACAAGGCCGCAUGUAGUUGAGCAGAGUCACCUCAGGGUGCUGGGAAAGGUCGGAGCUGGGCAGGCCCCGAGGCCUGGGGAUGAACCGGGGGUGGGAGCUGAGAGCCCGGGGCUCUGAGGAAGGGAAGGCCCCGACAGAGGGAGCUGUGGUGCCUCGUCCCGCGAUGCUGGAGGCGGGGCGACGAGCGGAAGAGCGGCCUUGAGGCAGGAGCGGCGGAGGAAGCGGAGCUGAAGGGAGACGGAGCGGCCAUGGUGUCCGGCAAACAGCUGGCUGAUUUCGGCUACAAGGCUUUCUCCGGUUCUAUGAUGCUGCUGACUGUGUACGGCGGGUACCUGUGCGGCGUCAGGGCCUAUCGACUGCUGCAGAACCGCCGCGCCCGACAGGCCUCGACCGGGCCCGAGAGCUGAGCACGGAGAGAUCAAUAAAAGCACGUAGAAACGUGUGAA
Messenger RNA from Coturnix japonica (Japanese quail), 543 nucleotides. It is a transcript of the gene COX14, whose product is annotated as cytochrome c oxidase assembly factor COX14. Gene Ontology annotation, biological process: mitochondrial respiratory chain complex IV assembly. Lineage: Eukaryota; Metazoa; Chordata; Aves; Galliformes; Phasianidae. Gene Ontology annotation, cellular component: mitochondrion. The record is from RefSeq and is a predicted model, not a curated record.